This is a messenger RNA of Mesocricetus auratus (golden hamster), 2284 nucleotides long. RefSeq names its product large 60S subunit nuclear export GTPase 1 (gene Lsg1). The transcript is spliced from 14 exons. Gene Ontology annotation, biological process: ribosomal subunit export from nucleus. Bases 66 to 2015 code for a protein of 649 amino acids. Gene Ontology annotation, molecular function: GTP binding; GTPase activity. The record is from RefSeq and is a predicted model, not a curated record. Gene Ontology annotation, cellular component: cytosol. NCBI's taxonomy places the organism in Eukaryota, Metazoa, Chordata, Mammalia, Rodentia, Cricetidae.
AGAGGCCUAAUAACCAGAAACGUCUCGGGCUGCGAGCAGAAGGUUCCUACCGCUUUAGAGUUGACAUGGGCCGGAGGAGAGCGCCGGGGAGCGGGAGCGGGUCUCUGGGCCGGGUACUUCUCCGGCAUCAGACUCAGCGAAGCCGCAGCCACCGCCAUACUGACUCCUGGUUGCACACGAGUGAACUCAAUGAUGGCUAUGACUGGGGUCGUCUUAAUCUCCAGUCAGUGACGGAACAGAGCUCCCUUGAUGACUUUCUUGCAACUGCAGAACUUGCAGGGACUGAGUUUGUAGCUGAGAAGCUUAAUAUCAAGUUCGUGCUCCCUGAAGCUAGAACUGGACUGCUGUCUUUUGAGGAGAGCCAGAGAAUUAAAAAACUCCAGGAGGAAAACAGACAGUUCUUGUGUAUACCGAGGAGACCCAAUUGGGACAGAAAAACUAGCCCAGAAGAACUGAAACAGGCAGAAAAGGAUAACUUCCUGAAAUGGAGACGCCAGCUUGUCCGGCUAGAAGAGGAACAGAAGUUGAUAUUGACUCCCUUUGAACGAAACUUGGACUUUUGGCGCCAACUCUGGAGGGUCAUUGAGAGAAGUGACAUUGUGGUCCAGAUAGUGGAUGCUCGAAACCCACUCCUGUUUAGAUGUGAGGAUUUGGAAUGUUAUGUGAAGGAGGUAGAUACCGCUAAGGAGAACGUUAUCCUGAUAAACAAGGCAGAUUUGCUGACUUCUGAGCAGCGCCUUGCCUGGGCCUCGCACUUUGAAAAAGAAGGUGUGAAGGUUAUUUUCUGGUCAGCUUUGGAAGAAACCCUUCACUCUAAGGACCAAGAAAACGGUAUUGCUGACGAAGCCAACAGAACUGAGUCUGAAAGCUCCAGUUUGGAUGAGAAUGAAAUUCCCCGCAGUGAUUUGCUCUCACUUAGUGAGGAGUCCGCCAGUGACGAAGGUGGCAGUGAGUAUGAGGACUGUCAGGAGGAAGAGGAGGAAGACUGGCAGACAUGUUCAGAAGAAGACAGCAGCCCUGAGGAAGAGGAAGGCUGUGGUCAGGACUGCAAGGAACAGUGUCCUGCCGAUUCUGAGGCUCAGAACAGAAAAAUGGAAAACCAGCAAAUGAGCAAUUGUAGCCACCUGGUAUCGAAGCAGGAAUUACUGGAACUUUUUAAGAAGCUACACACUGGGAAGAAGGUGAAAGAUGGACAGCUAACUGUUGGGCUGGUGGGCUACCCUAAUGUUGGUAAGAGCUCAACCAUCAACACUAUCAUGGGCAACAAGAAAGUGUCUGUGUCUGCCACGCCUGGCCACACCAAGCAUUUCCAGACCCUGUAUGUGGAGCCUGGCCUCUGCCUGUGUGACUGCCCGGGCCUGGUGAUGCCAUCCUUUGUGUCUACCAAAGCAGAGAUGAUUUGCAAUGGGAUCCUCCCAAUUGACCAGAUGAGAGAUCACGUUCCACCCGUAUCACUAGUUUGCCAGAAUAUCCCACGACAUGUUUUGGAAGCCACCUAUGGUAUUAACAUUAUAAAGCCUGGAGAAGAUGAAGACCCCUACCGACCUCCAACCUCAGAAGAGCUGUUGACGGCCUAUGGAUGCAUGCGAGGAUUCAUGACAGCACAUGGACAGCCGGACCAGCCUCGAUCCGCACGUUACAUCCUGAAGGACUAUGUUAAAGGGAAACUACUGUACUGCCACCCCCCUCCUGGAAGAGAUCCUGUGGCGUUCCAGCAUCAACACCAACAACUCCUGGAGAACAAAACAAAAGGUGAAGAAAUACGGCUACAGCCGGGCAGAAACCAAAAAGCCAAACAGAUUGAAAAUGUAGUCGACAAAACCUUUUUCCAUCAGGAGAAUGUCAGAGCGCUCACCAAAGGGGUCCAGGCUGUGAUGGGCUACAAGCCGGGGAGUGGCCUGCUGAGCGCCGCUGCUCUGAGUGCUGACAAGGUGACUGGGAAGCCCUGGAAAAAGCAUGGCAACAGAAAUAAAAAAGAGAAAAGUCGCAGGCUCUACAAGCACCUGGAUAUGUGAACUUGGCUCAACAGAAACGGCACCUGCACUGUGCAAGCGGACAGAGGCUAAACCACUGCUGCCCAAGGCGCUUUCCGGACACUGACGCUGUGGAGUGCACCUGAAGUCUGGACAGCUGACAGGCAGACUCCGUGGAAGCACCGAUUCUGGCUGCAGUAGUCAGUGAGAUGCCCCGAAGUCUCCAGAAAGCUGAUGGAGUGUAUGUAAAUGUACAUACAAGUGUAUAUUAACUUUGUUUUUGAAAGUUAUUAAAAUUAAUUUGCCACUAA